GGUGUCGGUGUCGCGCAGUGCCGCAAGUCGCGAGAUCUUUGCUUUUGCUUUGCUUGGGUUAUGUUCCCACCGGAGGGUGAGAGCCAAAAUUAGGGUCGAAUUUGAGCCAACAAGAAAUAAAAUAUUGAAAGAAACUGUUGUAUGUCUCUGUACUCUUUGUUCAAGCUGUUGAUUCCUUAGUUUUCUUUGGAUCACCGUGGCCGUAUCCUCUUUCUCUAUGUAAAGCGACGAGCUACUAUUACCGCAUAUUUUUUUGUGGUUAUUCUAGAACUGCUUCAAUAUGAGCUACUCAUAUUUUCUGUCACACUUCUCCAGGUUGUUUAUCAAUGGAAACAGCUCAAGUACUAUUAGACAUAUAUCCACAAAUACGAAUCCCCUGUUCUUCCAAACUACGAAUAUACUUCGAGCGGAGCCAUUGAAGAAAAAAAAACGUUUAGAUCCAGCUAUCAUAAAACAGCGAGAAGAAAAGAGGAGAAAAAAAUUGGAGAAACAAAUACGAAAGCUUGAAAAAGUUGCCCUACAGUUGAAACCAAUAGAUGAAUGCGAGGUUCCGCUUAAACUCAUUGAUGGAAAAGAGGAACGAAUCCGAAAGCAGUUGAUCUUGAAUGAUGAGGUAAUCGAGGAGAGAGAACUGCUGAAGAAGACUUGGUGUGCUUAUAAGUAUCACCAGCAACUUUCUCUUGUUCAAAUGAUAGAUAGCGUUUUGUCAUCGCAACAAAAAGCACUCGACGAGCUCAGGAUGGAAUCUGAAGAACUUUACAUGGAAGCUAUACAACCGGAUAUCGACCUACUUCCAUACAUCGCUAAAGGGCCGGUGUCCACACCUCCAAUAAAGAAUUAUCCAAGCCCAGAUGGCGAGUAUGAAAACAUCUCCAAAACUUGGGAUUGAUCUACUCAAAGACACCCAUUUCAUCUCAAGUGUCUUGUGCUGACAAAAAAUACGUGCAUUACCUGUAGUGUUAAAUAAAUGAUUUGGAAAUAA
This is a messenger RNA of Athalia rosae (coleseed sawfly), 982 nucleotides long. RefSeq names its product 39S ribosomal protein L40, mitochondrial (gene mRpL40). Bases 281 to 889 code for a protein of 202 amino acids. The transcript has 5 exons. Lineage: Eukaryota; Metazoa; Arthropoda; Insecta; Hymenoptera; Athaliidae. The record is from RefSeq and is a predicted model, not a curated record. Gene Ontology annotation, cellular component: mitochondrial ribosome; mitochondrial large ribosomal subunit.